This is a messenger RNA of Mytilus trossulus (common blue mussel), 724 nucleotides long. RefSeq lists its product as uncharacterized. The transcript is spliced from 5 exons. The record is from RefSeq and is a predicted model, not a curated record. NCBI's taxonomy places the organism in Eukaryota, Metazoa, Mollusca, Bivalvia, Mytilida, Mytilidae. The coding region runs from base 129 to 608 and encodes 159 amino acids.
UCAUGACGUGGUAAAUAAAAACGAUAGCGUACGUAAAGAAAGGUAAACGACCAGCACCAAACCCUAGCGUUUAUGACUUUCCCGAGGAAUACUGGCCAUCACCAGACACAGAACUAGUACCUUCAGACAUGAGUGCAAAUCAGCUAUUGAUGGAGUGUAGCAGAGAAAAAAGAAGGAAAAAAGAAAACCAUUCUAAUAGCGCCGUAGAACCUAAUUCAUCGUCUUUAGACCUUUUAAAUGCGGUAAGAAGAACUGAACGUUUGCCAAUUGUCUCCCUUAAACAGAAUCUUUCCGUGGUAAAACAAGCACUAAGUUAUCCGGAUAGUACAAUAUUUGAACAGAAAAUCACAGAGAAGAGAAAGACCUUUGUCAAGACUUUGAAAGAAGUUUUUGCUGAACGAAAUAUCGGAGACUCUCCUAAUAUAGAUUGUCCUGAGCAGCUGACUAGGGAGAUAGGUAGACGAUUGCGACUUUGCUUAAUGGGUCAAAGAACAGUCAAAUCCAUACCAUGUGGCAUCGAUAUAACAAUCGAUAACCUCAAGUCUAAUGUUACUGAAACAAGAACCUCAAACAUUUAUCCAGAAUCAAGUUCAGAAGUGUGCGUGUAAUAACUUCAAUGUACCAUGGUUUGGACAAGCGGACCUUAAAAUUUGCAUUGCCUAAAUCUGGUUGAUCAUCAUCAUCUUUAUGCUGUUUUAACUUCAAUAAAACAUUUAGUCGUUUU